AUGCAGAAAAAAUGUACAGUUUGUGAAGAAACAGCAGAUGCUAAUCAUUUCGGAGCUAUGACGUGUAGGUUAGCUAUAGUAAUUGGCUUUAAUUAAUCAAAAUAUAAAAUGAAGUUUUGCAGAGCAUGCGCGGCAUUUUUUCGAAGAAAAGUUGCCACACGAAAUCGAAUUAUUCGGCGAUGUGAUCGGAAAUGUGUUAUGAAUUCGACGAUGAGAAAAUUAUGCGCAAGUUGUAGAUUUGAACGAUGUUUGAAAGUUGGAAUGAGAGAAUCAGAAGUUCUAUCAAAAAUUUAUGAGCAAAAAAAGCGAAAAGUUGAAACAGACAAUGCAAUAUCAUUGAAAAGAAUCGAAACAUUUUAUACACAUUUAGAAAAUGUGAAGAAAUGUGAAUUUUUACGAAAGGUGCGUCAUUUUUGAAAAGUUUAUCACCAAUAUUUUUUUUUCAGGAAAACUCCUUUCCAAAAAUGGCAAAUUAUAAAGUAUUCAAUGAAGCAUUUAAAAAAUAUGCGGAUCUCAUAACUGAAAAUAUUAUUCUAGCAUUCCCAGAAGUUCAAAGUUUAUCGGAUGAUCAAAAAAACACUUUGUUCAAAAAUUUUACAACAGUUUUUGUGAUAAUCGAAGGAUGUUACAAAUCAAAAAGUGAGAAGAUUUGGAUACUUCCGAAUGGCGAUUAUGUUGAUGAUGAUAAUGCUGUUGAUUUUUAUAAAGACCCCGAGAGUAAAGAUGAUGCACAAAAGUUGUAUGAGUGAGUUUUAUUGUUAUGCCAUUUAGAUAUGAAAUCUAUUCAUUCAGAUUAAACAAAGCAGAAUGGAAAUCCACAAGUGUAAAUCUACGAUCUCGAAUCGCUUCAGCAAAUAUGGAUCGAAAGGAGUUCUUACUAUUAACAGCAUUGGUUUUUUGGGAUGGCGGAUUACCAGAACAAUCAAAUGAUGUCACAGUUUAUUGUCAGGAAAUGCGUCAGAAAGUAAUGAAAGAGUUAUCAAAAUAUGAAAAUAUGAAACAUGAUUCCAUAAAUGCUUCAAUGAGAGUUGCAGAAAUUGUUUUAUUAUUACAAGGAACCCAGGUAACAAUACUUACUAAAAAGUAAAACCAGAAACUUUUUUCAGAGUGUGAUUGAGACGCUACAAAAAUCUUCGAGCUUGACAUAUGUCUAUAAUUUUUUCGAGCAUUACAAGUGUGUUUUUGAUACGAUGAACCUCUGAUUAUGAAAAACAUCAUAAUGAAAUAAUUCAGAUAAUACUUCUUGCCUAUAAAUAUUUGAAUGUUUUUUGCUCGUACAAAUGUUAUUUAUUUUUAAGAAAAAAAAUAAUUAGUUCCUCAGCAUACAAUUUUCCGAGGAAUUGAAAUUAUUUUAUCAAAAAAUCAAAGUAUAUAGUGUUAUUACGCUCACCCGCUCUCAUGGUAACCAUCUAAUUUUUUUUUCAUUUGCCAAAUUCAAUUUGCAUUUUGUGAUUAGGUCCCUUUUAAAAUAAUGAGAAAAUGAUCAAAGUUUGCAAUUUCUGCUGAUUCAUAUAAUUUAGGUGCGUUUAAUCGAAUUUGUUUCCAGUUAAAACUUGUCUUUGAUUCAGAAAAUCGAGUUAUUUAGGGCGAUUAAUUUCACGUUUUUGUCAAUUAUAAUUUUCACUAGAUUAAUUUAUGAAAAAUGAAGAAAAAUUGAAAAAAAUGUAAAAUUAAUCACCCAAAAAGUCUCGGAGUUUUGUCAAUUAAUACGACUGAAUCACCCCAUAAGUAUUCGUAAUUCUUUCAUUAUCUGGUCAAAAAAUCAGAGUCUAUACGUUUUGAACUUACUCGCUCUCAUGGUAACCAUCUCUCUUUUUAUGUUCAAAUUUUUUCCAAAAUUAUUUUAGGUUAUGUGAUUCAUUUCCUUUUUGUCUGAAUAAUCAACAAAAAAAAAUGACUGGAUCUUGCAAAGUUUGCAAUUGUUCUGCUAAUUCAUUCCACUUUGGCGCUUUAUGUUGUAGGUUAGUUUAACUGUUUUUUAGUUAGUACUUUCACGAUAACAACAUUUCAGAGCCUGUUCAGCAUUUUUUCGAAGACGUGUCCUCGAAAAUUAUAAACUUAUAAACACGUGUGAGAAAAAAUGUAGUGUAUCCGAAAAGUUUCGAAAAUUUUGCAAAAGCUGUCGAUUUGAGAAAUGUUUGAAUUCUGGAAUGAGGAUGUAUGAUGUCGUUGAAAGAUUUGCUCCCAAAAAUUGUGUUAUUGAAAAAAUCUAUAAUUUUAUCUCGAAUAGAGAAAUUUUAUGAGAAAUUGGAAGAAAUGAAAACAAUUAAUUUUGGGAAGAAACAACAAUCUGAAAGAAAAUUGGGGAAUUUCCAAAGUUUCAAUGUGAUUUAUGCUCGUUAUUCUGAAAUCGUACUGGAAAAUAUAAAGAUUGCCUUUCCUGAGAUUAGGAAGUUUGAUGAAACACAAAAAAAUAUACUUCUCAAAAAUUUCAUAACUCCAUUCAUAAUUUAUUGAAGGUGCAUUCAAAGCAGAAAAAACAACUUUUUGGAUAUUUCCAAACGGCGAUUAUUUAGAUAAAGAUCGACCCGAAUCGUUUUACAUCGAAAACAAGAAUGACGAAAAGGCAAAAAAGGGCAAAAAGUUAGUCGAAGUUUUUUUUCAAGAUAAAAUCUCAUAUUUUUACUUUCAGCCUAUUUCAACCAUAUUGGGAUAGAAUACACAUUGCUUUUCGUGGACCAUUAGAAGAUGCAAAUUUAAACCAAAUCGAGUUUUUCUAUCUUUUUGCAUUAAUUUUUUGGGAUGAUGGACUUGUUGAUCAAUCAGAAAAAAUGGCUGAAAUUUGUCAAAAAAUGCGGCAGAAAGUUAUAAAAGAAUUGAUUGAUUAUGAAAAUGAAGACAAUUCGGAUGCUGAAACAUCAAUUAGAAUUGCAAAAAUAUUUAUGAUACUUCCUGCAAUUCAAUCAACUCUUCGAAUAAUUGACGAAUCUGCAAAAUUAAAUGCUAUUUAUGAUGUUUAUGAUCAUCAUAAAAGUGUCCAUCAAUCCUUAGGCUUAUAA
Molecule: messenger RNA, 2999 nt
Organism: Caenorhabditis angaria
Lineage: Eukaryota; Metazoa; Nematoda; Chromadorea; Rhabditida; Rhabditidae
Source: the annotation of a GenBank genome assembly